AUGGGGGUUGUCAGUCUCGUUUGGAGUCUUCCUGCAAACAUUCUACACUCCGCGGCUUCCUCUCUAACGUCGCCACGGAUUCCCCACGAAGGAGGAAGAGGAGGAGCCACCGCCAAAAAAUCCGCACGCCGCCGCCCGCUGCACACGUGCGGAGCCUCGUGCCUCUCCAUCGCGCGCAGAGCCGCCGCGAAGGCGCAGGAUCUCGACGCGCCGCUCGGAUCCAUGGCGAAGAGGACGAUCUCGACCUUCAACGCCUUCUGCCCGUCCUUCGUCCACGACACCGCGAUUCGAUGCUCCGGCCUGGUAAUCGCCAUCGACGACCAAAUCCUCUCAAUCGAGGGCAAAAUCGAGGCGAAUUUCCCCCAAUCCACUCCGCUCUUCAACGGAAUCGACGGCAUCGUCCGCCGCGCGGAGGCUCUGCCGGAGCAAAUCGACGAAGCGGUGAGGAAAUUCCCGAUCCGCUUCCCGCUCCUCGAUUGGGCGAUCAUGCUCCUCAUCUCAUGGAUCACUUUCCUCCUCUCGAUCCUCAUCCGCCUCGGAUCUAAAUCCGCGAGGGAGAAGGAGAUCCCCGUCGACCUCAACUGCAAAUCGCAUGACAAAUCUACGGAGCACACGAAAUCGGUGCAGUUCGAGAAGCCGUACUCCUACGCCGACGCAGCGAGGAACCACCACGCGCCGCCGCGAAAUCGGUGCAAUUCGAAGAGGCAAACGGCGGCGAGGUGGAUAAAGGCGCUGGAGGAGCCGCUGAGCGCAGGGGAUUCGCCGAUGUACUCAUCCUACCAGUCGGCGAACACUUCUCCGGUCUCCGAUUGCUCGUCGCAGGACGAGAAUCACCCGUUCAACCAGACGCUGGGAUGCAGCAGCUACAAGGAGGUGCUCGAGAAGGAGAAGAAGGAAGACGAGAAGCAAGACGAGCCGAGCACGUAUAAAGAAGCACUCGAGAAGGUGAAGAAGGAAGACGAGACGCAGGAGGAGCUGAGCACGUAUAAGGAGGCGCUCGAAAGGGAGAAGAAGGAAGACGGGACGGAAGAGGAGGAGGACGAGGAAGAGGAAGAGGAAGAAGAACAUGUACAUUUGAAGGAUAUCGCAGAAGAAAUCAUCCAAACUGAUUGA
Salvia splendens (bonfire salvia) is the source of this 1113-nucleotide messenger RNA. RefSeq lists its product as uncharacterized. The transcript has 3 exons. The record is from RefSeq and is a predicted model, not a curated record. Lineage: Eukaryota; Viridiplantae; Streptophyta; Magnoliopsida; Lamiales; Lamiaceae. Bases 1 to 1113 code for a protein of 370 amino acids.